AUGCCUAUUGUGUUACUAGGUGAUGAUCAUCUACAGCAAGACAAGGCUGUCACUGCUUUUUCUCUUUCAGAGCCAACUGUGAACCCAGCAGAAGCCACAGUAACUACUGCAGAGUCGAUAACCUUUUCAGAUGAAGGGAUCAAAGGAACCAUUCAUGCUGUAUCAGGUGAAAACCAACAUGAGGUUGAUAACAAACCCGAUUUGCCUAUGCGUCCUACAGAACCAGUAGAUUCCGGAGCCUCCUGUCAGAAGUCAGAGAAAGAACAAUGGGUGCUUGUGCAGAAAGAGGAACUUGCUGAUUUUAAGGAAGAGACCGAAGAUAAACCACAAAGGCCAGCCAGCCUAAAUCAAGAGGGAGAUAACCAAGAGGAACCUAAGGCGGAGGAGGAGGCAGGAGAAAGGGCCUCGGUGUGCAGCACACUAAGUGACCCCCAACUGGCAGGAAAAAGCAGUAGCGAGACCAGUACUCCCGAAGAACUUAGAACCUAUGAAGAUUCCAGUUCCGGAGUGGAAUCCCACUCAGACGAUGUAGCUACGUCGCCACAAACCACACUCACCCCUGACCCGGAUCUAGGUAUCCACAUGGGUCAGGAAGAAGGGUCAGACACGCCGGCAGGAACGCCAGCCUCAAAGGUCAAGGGGGCGCCUCAUCCUCUCCAGAAUGCCAGCCUCGAGGAGCUCUCUGAAGGGACUUCUCUUUCUUUUAGUGUCAUUAAAACCCCGGAGGAGAAGGAAGUGGCCCACAAAAUGGAAGUGACUGGCUUCACGUGCCCCCCGGUGUCACCCGUCUCCAGAGAACAAAGAUGUGAGGAGAGAGCAGAAGAAAGAGGUCCCCUGAGAGGUGAACCCAUCCCCAUCUCCUCUCCUCCUCCUCUCUCUGCGGACGGGUUAUACACCAUCUACGAGGCCGACCACGGAACGCAAGAGCGCAGUCCCAGAGGGGCGGAACUGGGGCUGGUGGAGCACAUCAUCGGGAGAACUUUGUUCCUGGCUGCCUCAGAAGGCGGGAUGAAGGGAGGAGUCAAGGGUCAGCUUGAACUGGGAAAGUGGGCAGAACUGUUGUCUCCCUUGGAUGAAUCGCGUGCCAGCAUCACAUCAGUCACCAGCUUCUCCCCUGAAGGCGACGUCUCCUCGCAAGGUGACUGGACAGUAGUGGAGGUGGAAACAUUCCACUGAGGGGGGCCCUUGCGGAGCAUCGUGAUGAAUGUUUAGGGUAGGAGCUCCACCUGUGAGAACCAUAGCAUAAUAUGCAGGGUGUGAGCUCCGCCCAUGAGGUGCACUAUGAAGCCAUGUAGAACAGCAGGAAGGAGCUGUAUGCAUCAAUGUGCAAUAUGUGAGUAAUGUAUGCGUGUGGAGCUUUGCACUAUUUAUGGUUUUUUGAGGUUGAUUUGAAUUCAUGUCCAUUAUGAAAACUGUUUUUUCUCAAAUAA
This is a messenger RNA of Nanorana parkeri, 1430 nucleotides long. RefSeq names its product proline rich 36 (gene PRR36). The coding region runs from base 1 to 1176 and encodes 391 amino acids. The transcript is spliced from 2 exons. The record is from RefSeq and is a predicted model, not a curated record. NCBI's taxonomy places the organism in Eukaryota, Metazoa, Chordata, Amphibia, Anura, Dicroglossidae.